GUGAUGGUAGCCGGUCGGGUGGUGUACGUUCACGGUGCGACGCCUGUUAUAUUAUAGAGGUUUUGAGGUGUGUGAGAGGGUUGCGCCCAUCGGGCACGGUGCGGUUGUGAUGUCGGAGCACCAGCAGGGAGGCUGGGGUGCUCAGGAGACUAUGUGGUGGCAGGGGGGUAUAGCCGCCGACCAUCAGCAGCAGCUGUACCAGCAGGCGGCCAGCACCAGCGAAAACACGAACACCCACCAGCAUUUCUCCUACAAAAUGGCCAACACGUUCCAGAAUCCGCAGACGACGGAGUCGAAUGUCGCGACAGGCCCUCGCGGCUACGAUUAUCGGCCGGCCGACGGCAUGACCGGUGGGAAUCCCCCGAUGAACGUGCCCGCGCCCGCCGCUCAGUGGUGGUACCCGCCAUCCACCAUGGACAAUAUGCACUCGUUGCCCGGCAUGCAGAACAAUAUGCAACAACAGCACAAUGUCCAGCAUCCACCUGUGCACAGUCCCCCGCCGACGCAAUCCGAGUCCCAAUCGAGGCAAGAGGAAGCGCAAAGACAGCACCAGGAAGCGAUCCAGCAGCACCAGCAGGCGAUAGCCGAGGCGCAGGCCAAGUUCCAACAGUUGCAGCAGCACGCCCAGCAGCUACAGCAAGCCCACCAGCAGUUGCAGCAGCACAACCAGCUCCAAAACAACCACCACAACCAGAACGCUCACACGCAACAGUCAGUGUUGCAACAGCACCAGCAACUGACGAAUCAGAACCACCACCAGCCGAAAAGCAGGAUGCCCAGGAAGGCCGACGGCAAGCCCAGGGGGCGGAUGAGCGCGUACGCGUUCUUCGUGCAGACCUGCAGCGAGGAGCACAAGAAGAAGCAUCCCGAUGAGAACGUCGUCUUCGCGGAAUUCUCCAAGAAGUGCGCCGAAAGAUGGAAGACAAUGGUCGAGAAGGAGAAGAAACGCUUCCAAGAAAUGGCCGAGGUCGACAAGAAGAGAUACGACAGCGAAAUGUCGAAGUACACCCCGCCUCAGGGCAAGAAGCGAAAGCACGCGAAGGACCCCAACGCACCGAAGAGAGCUUUGUCGGCUUUCUUCUGGUUCUCUAACGAAGAGAGGAGCAAAGUCAAGGGGGAGAAUCCCGAGUACGGUGUUGGAGACGUCGCCAAAGAGUUGGGCAGAAGAUGGGCCGACGCCGAUCCGGAAACCAAAAGCAGAUUUGAGGCUCUGGCUUCCCAGGACAAAGCUCGAUAUGAUCAAGAAAUGACUGCGUACAAGAACAGGAACAAUCCGAACAUGCAAAAAGCGGCAGUACCUGAGAACGAUGAAGAUGAGUACGAAGAGGCAGAUGAGGAUGACGACGACUAAAGAAGCUGUGAUCUCCCGAUUACCUCAUUUAAUCGCCUUGUGUGUACUUACAAAUAGACAUUGUGUGAGUGGUUCAAACAGUGCGCGGUACAUAUAGUUUUUAAAAAAUAUAUUAAUUUCGACUUUCCCCACCUCCCCAGUUCAUGUUGCAUUCUUUCAGUUUCUAGUACCAUGUAUGAUUAUCGUCUUUUAUAAUUAAUUUUAUUAAUUCAAUUCUUAUGUGCAGCAGUGGCGGACCGUUGAUUGUUCUAUGUAUCUUUGCUCUCUCGUUAAAAUUUCAAAGCCCUCAGGAUCCACGUGGUCCUCGAUUGUUCAUUCCGUUGUUUUAAGUAGUUGAAUUGUUGGGUUUCGGCUGCGCCACUGCGGCACAACGACCAACCUGUGUAUAAGGUCGUUCCCUACGGGUUAAGAAACAAGGUUAUUCAAGCAGCACCAGGACACGUCAAUCUCAAUUAUGUUUUUAUAAGUUUUUAUUUUUACGCGUUUGACUUCAGAUUAUAAACGGAUGCUUGGAAUGGAUAUGAUUGCAGCAAAAUCUGUAUUUGUAUCUGUAUUUUUAAGUAUUACUGUAGUUGACUGAUUUCUGAAAUUGUAAACAUGUUAAUAUACAAAAGAAUAAGAAGAAACAUCUGUGUGCUGCCAAUAAUUUAUUGAUAAAUAAUAUUUUAGCUGUUCAUUCGCGGCAAAUUAAUUUGUUUGCUGGCGUAACUUUCCGGAUGGAUUAGUUUGCCGCGUUCCACAGUGUGUACUUUGUAAAUACUCUAGUAUAUAUUGUAAUUUUUAAUCCCUAUGGUAUAAGCAGAGCAGAAUAUUUUUAUUAUUUAAAGAAAAUUGUUGAUAUAGUGAAUGGGUUAACCAAAGUACAUUGUACAUUUGUAAUGGACAAUAUUUAGUGAGGAUCAGUUCCUCUCGACUUCUUUUAAUUGAAUUGGCCGGAGUGGAUUCGGUUUUUUUAAAAAAAGCGGGCAAUUCGGUCGUGGAUUUUAAUUAGUUCGAAUUGUUCUGUUCUAUGACGUGUGAAGUGAAAUGUUAUCUCUUUAUCUAAUUUAAAAUAAAUGAAUGGUUACGUUUUCAGUUUUAGUACUGUUAAAUAAAUAUUUGUUAAUAAAUGUCCAUAAAAUGGAAACAUUUCACCUUUCGUUCACACUUAAUCAGAUUGCUCUGUAUUAUUUUAGGGUGCGAAAUAAAACUAGAAAGCAAUGUUUGUUUUUUAUACAGGCCCAAUGGUUUUCGUAAUUUUCUGUUGUAUAAUAAUUUUGGAAACUGAAAAAGAGCUUUCGAUAUUUAAUUGACUCGGUUGUAAUUGUCGUAAAAAUUUGCAUUAAAUAUGUUCGAGAGCAUUUUUUUCUUGUUCUUUAUCUUUAUUUACAUUUGUGAGGCAACAGAAAAUUACGGACGUUACGAUAACUGUAUCUGAAUAAAUAAACUAAAGAAUAAUGAACAAUUUAGUAUACAUUUUAUUAUUAUACAACAAACAUGGCCCUCGAUAAAUAAAAUUUGCAUUUAUAACUUA
Messenger RNA from Aethina tumida (small hive beetle), 2864 nucleotides. RefSeq names its product high mobility group protein DSP1-like. Lineage: Eukaryota; Metazoa; Arthropoda; Insecta; Coleoptera; Nitidulidae. The transcript has 6 exons. Gene Ontology annotation, molecular function: DNA binding, bending. Bases 110 to 1351 code for a protein of 413 amino acids. The record is from RefSeq and is a predicted model, not a curated record. Gene Ontology annotation, cellular component: nucleus. Gene Ontology annotation, biological process: regulation of transcription by RNA polymerase II.